Pseudovirgaria hyperparasitica is the source of this 1823-nucleotide messenger RNA. RefSeq lists its product as uncharacterized. Lineage: Eukaryota; Fungi; Ascomycota; Dothideomycetes; Acrospermales; Acrospermaceae. Gene Ontology annotation, cellular component: nucleus. The transcript has 2 exons. The record is from RefSeq and is a predicted model, not a curated record. Gene Ontology annotation, molecular function: RNA polymerase binding; transcription coregulator activity. The coding region runs from base 65 to 1750 and encodes 561 amino acids.
CGACAUCCGUUGAUUCUCGCUAAGUUAAAGCCAUAGACUUGAUGCGGUCGUGAAGCUCGAGAAUAUGUUGAAGUCCACCCACAAACAAGUGCAGUUUGCUCCUGCGCAGGACGCGCUACCAGACGGGUGGACAGAGCACAAAGCUCCGACAGGUCAUACAUACUACUACAAUGCCUCUACUGGUCAGUCGACAUACCAACGUCCUGUGUCUGCUCCAGAACCAGUACAACCAGGCGCAGCUACUCAUUCGACCGAGCACAACUACAUUCCCCUUGGCUUUGACUCUCAACAGAAUCUUCAACAUGUUGAUCGAUUUAGCCAGACAAGUUUUAGGGGCGGCAUCAGCGGGAGAGGGAACUACAGAGGCGGACGCGACUUCCAAGAUAGACGACGACAGCAAGCUGACGAUCGCCCAAAACAUAAAUCUGCGAUUCCAGGUUACACACCAUGGGUUCUGGUUAAAACCAAGAUGAAGAGGCGUUUUGUAUAUAAUCCGGAUACCAACGAGAGCUUCUGGAGGAUUCCUGAGGACCUCAUGAAAGGCGUAGUGGAGCUUGAGAGGAUAGAACGGGAAAGGAAGGAACGUCGACAGCGUGGAGAACCAAGUGAUGACGAGGGAGAGAAAGUUUUGACUUUCGAUAACAAGAAUUCACGCCAUGAAGAUAGUGAAGAGUACGAGGAGGUUGAAAUUACUGAAGAGGAAGACAGUGAAGAUGAUCGUACAUCCAAGAAGCAGAGGACGAUCGGAGAUAUGGAAGAUCAGCCAGUCGAGUUUGAUGAAGAUGAUAUUGCAUACCAGCUGAAGAUGAUGGGUCAAGACUAUGGACUAGAUCCUGCAGAGUACGGUAAUCCAUAUGAGGAGGAACUAGAAGAGGGCGCGGAGGGUAUACCAUUGACCGAAGAUGAUACGAAGGCGUUGUUCAGGGACAUGCUUGAUGACUACGGCAUAAACCCCUAUACCCCAUGGGAGACUUUGAUCGAAGAAGGUCGGAUACUACAGGAUGAUCGCUACACAGUUUACACUAAUAUGAAAGCUCGUAAAGAUGCUUGGAGCGACUGGAGUAAAGACAAGAUGCAGAUCCUGAAACAACAGCGAGAGAAGCAAGCAAAGCAGGAUCCUCGAAUUCCGUAUUUGGAAUUUUUGCAAAACCAUGCGUCGCCGAAGUUGUUCUGGGCAGAGUUCAAGCGAAAGUAUCGGAAGGAGCCUGAAAUGCGCGACUCGAAGUUGUCGGACAAAGAUCGCGAGAAAUGGUAUCGUGAGCACAUUAGCAGACUUAAACUGUCUUCUAGUACACUCAAAUCAGAUUUAACUGCGCUCCUGAAAGCGGCGCCCUUAUCUGCACUUAAUCGGUCAACGCAGCUAGGCGCUCUGCCAUCUUCUAUUUUGAGCGAUAUACGGUAUAUUUCUCUUCCGGCAUUGACACGAGAUUCUCUAGUCCAAACAUGGAUAUCAACUUUGCCACCAGCCCCUGAGACUUCAGAGUUGAAUGCGGAAGAAAGUGAAGAAGCUUCGAAAAGGCGAGCAGACCGGGAGCGCCGAGAAAAGGCACUUGCAGCUCGAGAGAAGCUCGUCGAAGAGCAGAAGCGGCGGCAGCAAAAAGAGUUAAGUUAUGGUCGAGGACGAAUGCGCGAAGAGGAGCGUGAGCUUGCCAGAGCAAAUCAAGUUACUAAAACCGGUCUCAAGGGACACUUUCAGGAUGCGGAUGAAGACAUCCAAGCCGCAGGAGGCCGUGGAGUUGAAGAAACAUAGCCAAUAGCAUAGUCUGUCAUGCGAACAUAGCUUUAUUGCUAAAGGCACUGCAGUAUUCUCGUAUUAAUAUGGC